This is a messenger RNA of Eubalaena glacialis (North Atlantic right whale), 942 nucleotides long. RefSeq names its product mesenchyme homeobox 2 (gene MEOX2). NCBI's taxonomy places the organism in Eukaryota, Metazoa, Chordata, Mammalia, Artiodactyla, Balaenidae. Bases 1 to 912 code for a protein of 303 amino acids. Gene Ontology annotation, molecular function: RNA polymerase II cis-regulatory region sequence-specific DNA binding; DNA-binding transcription factor activity, RNA polymerase II-specific. The record is from RefSeq and is a predicted model, not a curated record. Gene Ontology annotation, cellular component: nucleus. The transcript is spliced from 3 exons. Gene Ontology annotation, biological process: positive regulation of transcription by RNA polymerase II.
AUGGAACACCCGCUCUUUGGCUGCCUGCGCAGCCCUCACGCCACCGCGCAAGGCUUGCAUCCGUUCUCCCAAUCCUCUCUCGCCCUCCAUGGAAGAUCUGACCAUAUGUCCUAUCCCGAGCUCUCCACUUCUUCCUCGUCUUGCAUAAUCGCGGGAUACCCCAACGAGGAGGGCAUGUUUGCCAGCCAACAUCACAGGGGGCACCACCACCACCACCACCAUCACCACCACCACCACCAGCAGCAGCAGCACCAGGCUCUGCAAACCAACUGGCACCUCCCGCAGAUGUCCUCCCCGCCGAGCGCGGCUCGGCACAGCCUCUGCCUCCAGCCGGACUCGGGAGGGCCCCCGGAGCUGGGAAGCAGCCCGCCGGUCCUGUGUUCCAACUCUUCCAGCUUGGGCUCCAGCACCCCGACCGGGGCCGCGUGCCCGCCAGGGGACUACGGCCGCCAGGCGCUGUCACCCGCGGAGGCGGAGAAGAGAAGUGGCGGCAAGAGGAAAAGCGAUAGCUCAGACUCCCAGGAAGGAAAUUACAAGUCAGAAGUCAAUAGCAAACCCAGGAAGGAAAGGACAGCUUUUACCAAAGAGCAAAUCAGAGAACUUGAAGCAGAAUUUGCCCAUCAUAAUUAUCUGACCAGACUGAGGCGAUAUGAGAUAGCAGUGAAUCUGGAUCUCACUGAAAGACAGGUGAAAGUCUGGUUCCAGAACAGGCGAAUGAAGUGGAAGAGAGUAAAAGGAGGACAGCAAGGAGCCGCUGCUCGAGAAAAGGAACUGGUGAAUGUGAAAAAAGGAACACUUCUCCCUUCAGAGCUUUCGGGAAUCGGUGCAGCCACUCUCCAACAAACAGGGGACUCUCUAGCGAAUGAAGACAGCCACGACAGUGACCACAGCUCAGAGCAUGCACACUUAUGAUAUACACGGAGGGGAUCAGCUCCGUUCUCA